AACUCCACCAUCUUGCUGCUGACAAUCUUCCACAGAGUUGUCAGUGCUAUCAAUUAAACAUCAUUAUUACACAAUCGACAUUUGCGGCAGAUAAGCGAUUUCUUCCCGGCGACUAUUUCGAAGGUUCAGUAAAGUUCUUUUACACCAUUAUUCGAGUGCAUUAUUUCGUGAUCCAGGGUAACAAGCUUUUAAAAUGUUGGAUACAGAUCAAUCCCUUGCGAAAAUGAUUGGCUUGAAGCCAGCCACAAAGGAGAAUAUUCUUUACUACUAUAUGCCCCUGCAAAGUAUGGUUAGCUAUGCAGCUUUGUCCGUAAAUGUCAUGAACCCAUCGAUCGCUGUCAGGUAUCUUCCCAAACGAGACGUUACGAAUUUCCUGCUGCUGCACACCUUGUUUGGAACCACACUUUACUUCUAUAGCCGACCACAUUUGGCCGUAGUCUCGAAUAAGCGUCGUGUCGCCUUCAGCAUUUGUGGAUCAGUUCUGUUCAGUUUUGGUUCCGUGCUAGUUUGGGCCGUCCUACGGAGUGCUAUUGCACGUAACAAGAGCCUGGCCACGGCUUUGGGUCUGUCGUCAGGUUUUAUUAUGGCGAAGCUGACGUACGAUUAUCUCGAUAGCAACGAUAAACAGGUGGUGGCCAAGAAGAAUUAAAACUCGUGUUGUAAAACGCCGAAUAACGGAUCAAAAGGAAAUACCGAUGAAAUACAAGGAUCCUGGCUCAGCCAAAAAUUUGUAUUGUCGUGCGAAGAAGAAAAAUUAGUUCACACUCUAGCUACCGAUGCAGAUUGCAGAGCAUCUGUUUGGAAAAGUAUAAUUGUCUCGUUCCUUAGUGAGCCAUUGAAAGCUUUACCUAUUUUUCAAAUUGUUAUAUGGAAUUAAUAAAUUUUUUGAAGUCCACUCUGAUUAAA
Molecule: messenger RNA, 906 nt
Organism: Toxorhynchites rutilus septentrionalis
Lineage: Eukaryota; Metazoa; Arthropoda; Insecta; Diptera; Culicidae
Exons: 2
Coding region: 194-649 (151 amino acids)
Source: RefSeq, a predicted model, not a curated record